AUGGCGGCCAACAUAGAGCAAAUAUUCCAAGAUUUCAUAUUGAGUAAAAUCAGAGAAAUUGAAGACCAGAAUGAAGACAAAUCUGCUGGUGAAGGAGUGGGUGCUGGCAGUGAAAUGGAUGGGACAGACAAAGCCACUUCAGAGAGAGAGAAACAGGAAGACUUCAGGGAAUGUGGGUCACAAAAGAAACAUAAAAAGCACAAAAAACACAAAAGUAAGAAGAAGAGGAGGAACCGAGAGAAGGAGGACAAGGAGAGCAGCUCAGAGCCUUUGGCAGAAGUGGAGGGAGGAAGCAAACAUCAGUCAAGAAGAGGAACACCAACAGAGCUGACUGAGGAGCAAGGUGAGGAGAAGAAGAGUAAAUCCAAAUGCCACAAGCGGCACUCGUCGGGAAAGAGGAAGAAGAAGAAGAGGAAGAGGAAAGGUGAAGAGAACUCGUCAGAUUCUGACUCGGAGUAUGUGUCAAAGCAGAGUCAUAGUAAACGUGGUCAAAGCUUAUCGCCAAGGCGACGAGAGGAACUCCCAGAUAUCAUCCCCAAACAGGACAGCUCCAACAAAGGAAGAAGAGAAGAGGAAAGUUGCAGCAGAAGGCGCUGUUCCCGCUCACAGUCACAUUCCGAUUAUCAUUCACAUUCCUGCUCCGCGAGGAGGAGCUCACGCUCCAGGUGUAGACACCACCACCGGAGAUCCAGGACUCACUCCCGGUCCAGCUCCUCUGAGAACACGCCAGCUCUGGGUGAAUCCAUACAGUCGCCCCAGGCUCCUUCAAAAAGCCUCCAGCCGCCUCCGCUGGCCUCCAGCCCGACCCGGAGACACAUCCCAGCGGAAGAGCUGCAGAGCCCCGACCAGCGGGACAAGCCAGCAGAGACAAAAGAAGAGAGAGCAGAGGUUACAACACACACACAAGCUGCAGGUUGUGGCACAUCCCAGUCCAUAGCGACUGAACCCAACCAGGCCGUGGAGCCCCCCAGUUCCCCUCAGCUUAAAGCAUCAGAACACCCCAGGUACCCUGCCCCCGACGCAAAAUCACCAGUGAAGAAGAAGAGGAAAGCAGCCAAAUCCCCACAGAGGAGCAAAGAGGGAAAGUCAUCGAAAAGGCAGAGAAGAUCCAAGUCACCGUGUAGGAGCCACAGGAAGGGAUCCAGAUCCAGGAGUCCUUCAAGGAGGACAAGGUCACGGUCCAGGUCAGGGGGCAGGAGGGCGCGGAGGUCGCGCUCAUGGUCGGCAUCGCGGGGUCGGAGGAGGGCGACGUACAGCCAGAGGGACCGCUGGAAACGAGAGCCGAGUCACUCCCCUGUGCUCAUCCUCCGCAAAAAUAGAUCCCCCACCAGGAAACACUGCGCUUCAAACAACAGCCCUCAACGCAUCAGUGAACUGGAUAAGGACCAGUUGUUGGAGAUUGCCAAGGCCAAUGCUGCUGCUAUGUGUGCCAAAGCAGGUAUGCCCAUCCCUGCCAGCCUGAGGUCCACGGUGCUUCCUCUGGCUCUGCCAAGUAUGGCCAUGAAUGCUGCCAUGGCCAGUAUGACAGCCGCCACUAUGACAGCGGCCUUGUCUAACAUGGGCACUCUGUCUUCACUGCUCUCACUGCCCUCCAUCACCAACAAGCCUCCCCCUGCUGCUACUCAACCCAACAUCGCUGCUUUGGAGGAGGUGAAGAGGAAAGUGGCGAAGCAGGCCAACAGCAUCAGCAUUAAGGAGUUUACUGAUAAAUGCAAGAUGAUCGUGGACAGUAAAGGAGAGCUGCCGGUGGCUGUGCCUCACAUUUCAGACGAAGAGGAUGAUGGGAAACCGUUUGGAGGAUCGGCUCUCCGAGAGCAGAAAGCCAUCAGCUUCAGCAUCAAUAACACGACAGUUCGUCCAGCGGUGCGGAGUGACGCAGGCAUCGCCAAGGAGUUUCCUGUGUCGUCAGGAUCCCAACAUCGUAAAAAGGAGGGCGAGGCAAUGGGUGCCUAUGGAGAAUGGGUUCCUGUUGACAAAACAACAGACAAAGCUUCAACUGCCUCCAGAAAGACCCCGACCACCGUUCCCAUAGCGACAGCCACCUCGUCCUCAGGUGAACCGGCGGCAGCAGGGUCACCCGAGGCUGUCGAGCAGCCAGCGUUUGUGCCAGCUGCUGACAGUGUGUUUCCUGACCCACUAAUGCAGCCAGUGGACAUCUCUCAGGCUGUAACAGAGCGAAUCAAAGCUCAGAGGCGUUUGGCGGAGAACCCCUACGAUGUCAGUGCCAUCUGCAUGCUGAGCCGCGCGCAAGAGCAGGUGGAUGCGUGGGCCCAAUCCAACACUGUCCCUGGUCUCUUCACUGGUUCCACAGGAGCACAGGUCCUCAGCUCAGAGGAGCUGUCCACCAGCGGACCACAAGCCUGGCUGAAGAAGGACCAGUUCCUCAGGGCAGCUCCAGUAUCAGGCGGCGUCGGGGAGUUCCUCAUGAGGAAGAUGGGCUGGAGGACGGGGGAGGGCCUAGGGAGGAACCGCGAGGGCACUGUGGAGCCAAUCAUCAUUGACUUCAAGGUCGACCGCAAAGGACUUGUGGCUGAAGGAGAGAAGCCACAGAAGCAGACGGGAGGACUGGUGGUAACCAAGGAUCUCAUGGGAAAGCACCCAGUGUCUGCACUCAUCGAGCUGUGCAACAAGAGGCGGAUCAUGCAGCCAGACUUUGUCAUGGUUCACCACAGUGGCCCUGACCACCGCAAGAACUUCCUCUUCAAGGUGACGGUGAACGGCGUGGACUACCAGCCCCAGACGGCGAGCCCCAAUAAGAAACACGCCAAGGCCAUGGCAGCUACAGUCGCCCUGCAGGCUCUGGGGGAGGUUCCUGUUGAUGGGCCGGGACUCUACACCGGCCCCGUCUUCACUGCUGCUUCCACCGGCCCCCUGUUCUCCACAUAGACGGUUCGACGAUUCGACUCUCACCUUCAGUUGCGGGACACAGACAGACCAGCCAAUCGUUUCCACUCUGGUGGCUUAUUUAUACUGUAAGACAUGAACAAACACAACAGCUGAGAACCGUGAAGAGCAGUCUGGCUCCAGAUGGCUCAGAGUGUCUUUGAAUCAAAGCUGCUACUGACCAGUUUUAUACCUGCCAAACCACACUAAUGGUUUUUAAGUCACUAUAUUUCUGCCAGGCUUUUAGGACUGAGAAAGAGAAAGAGUCUCCAUCUCAUGCUAAAAGUUGAUGGCAUGUAUUUAUGUAUCUUAUGUGCGUAUGAUGACAUUUAUAACAUAGUAGCAUUUCAGCCUGAUGUAUAUUAGCUUCCUUUAAUCGAACCCUCGACCGGACACAAGUUUCUUUGCAGUAGAUUUGUUGUUGGUUACAUUGAAGCAGAGCUGAGUCGGGCUGUUGAAUGAGAAGUUCUAUCUGUAGAUGAGUGUGUUUCUGUUGGUCCUGGUACUAUAUAUAUAUAUCGAUAUAUAUCGAUAUAUAUAUCGAUAUAUAUAUUUGUGGCCUGGUGUCCUUCUAACAAAAUGUUUCUCAUACAAGAUGCUGUUAAACUUUGUGGAACUGACCUUCUAAAAAUGU
Molecule: messenger RNA, 3517 nt
Organism: Seriola dumerili (greater amberjack)
Lineage: Eukaryota; Metazoa; Chordata; Actinopteri; Carangiformes; Carangidae
Gene: sonb
Product: protein SON-like
Exons: 20
Coding region: 1-2886 (961 amino acids)
Biological process (GO): regulation of cell cycle; regulation of mRNA splicing, via spliceosome
Molecular function (GO): RNA binding
Source: RefSeq, a predicted model, not a curated record